Molecule: messenger RNA, 2152 nt
Organism: Ilex paraguariensis (yerba mate)
Lineage: Eukaryota; Viridiplantae; Streptophyta; Magnoliopsida; Aquifoliales; Aquifoliaceae
Source: the annotation of a GenBank genome assembly
UUUUCCUCUUCAACCAAACAAAGGAAAAUGUUUUUUCCUUCCUCCGUUUUCCAUCCCUCCAUCUUUCCCUCGUACCCAACCGGCUAUUAAGCUUCUCUCAUGUAUGAGUGAUUUCUGCUUCGUGGGUUGAGGUCGGGUUAAUUGUGAGCCAAUUGUCUGUAUUUAUGCAGCACAAUUGUUGUCCCCUGGUAAAUGAAGGUGGUGGGUGGCAAGAGAUGCCUCUUGCUGUUGGAGAAAUGUAAGAAUAUGAAGCAACUCAAGCAAGCUCAUGCACAGCUAAUCACAUACGGGCUUGGAAAUAAUGGCUUUGCCCUAAGCAGGCUAUUGGCCUUCUGCUCAGAACCACUUGGUGGCAGCCUCUCUCAUGGAUUAAAAAUCUUUGAACAAAUUGAACACCCAACAAUCUGCAUAGUUAACACAAUGAUAAAAGCGUUCUUGCUGAGGGAUCAACUAAUCAAGACAGUAGAAAUGUACAGACACGUGUUGGGGAAGGGCAUGUACCCUGAUAAUUAUACGCUUCCUUACCUGUUGAAAGCUUGUGCAAACAUGAAAAAUUGCGAUGUUGGAAAAUUAAUUCAUGGGCAUUGUUUGAGACUGGGUUUCUUGUUUGAUAUAUUUGUGGGUAAUACUUUGAUUGUAAUGUAUUCUGCUUUUGAUAACAUGGAAGCUGCAAGGUCUGUGUUUGAUGAAAUUCCUAGCCGCUGUGUUGUGUCAUGGACAGUUUUAAUUUCUGGGUACGCCAAAAAAGGUGAUGUUGAGACGGCAAGCUUGAUUUUUUAUGAAGCACCGGUGAAGGAUGUAGGAGUUUGGGGUUCUAUGAUUUCUGGGUAUGUGCAAAAUAAUUGUUUUAAGGAAGGAUUACAAUUGUUUAGGUUAAUGCAGUGGAGUGGUAUUGAGCCUGAUGAGGCUAUAUUUGUGAGUAUACUUUGUGCUUGUGCUCAUUUGGGUGCUCUUGAUAUUGGCAUAUGGAUACACAGUUACGCGGAUAAACUCAGGUUGCGGUUGAGUGUUCGGUUAGGCACUGCUCUGAUAGAUAUGUAUGCGAAAUGUGGGUGUUUGAAUUUAGCUGAAAAAGUGUUCUAUGAAAUGCCUCAAAGAGAUACUGUUUGUUGGAAUGCUAUGAUUUUAGGAUUGGCAAUUCAUGGAGACGGAAAGCGUGCUCUCGGGUUGUUUUUGGAGAUGGAAAAGUCUGGAGUCCGGCCUGAUGACAUUACAUUCAUUGCCGUUUUCACUGCUUGUAGUUAUUCUGGCAUGGCGAAUGAAGGCCUACGGGUGUUGGAUAGAAUGUGUAAUGUGUACAAUAUUGAGCCCAAAAGUGAACAUUAUGGUUGCAUAAUUGCCUUCCUCAGUAGAUCUGGUCUAUUUGAAGAAACUAAGGAUAUUAUUCAGAAAAUGCCAGGAUUGAGCGAUGCUUCUGAGGAGGCAGUAGCUUGGAGAGCAUUGCUUAGCGCUUGCUGUUAUGAUGGACAAAUGAAAUUGGCUGACGUAGCAGCAGAGAGAUUAGUGCACUUAGAGCGCCAUAGUGGGAUGUAUGUUCUGCUCUCAAACACAUAUUCUGCUGUAGGUAACCAUGAUAGUGCGAGGAAAGUAAGGAGAAUGAUGAAAAGCCGAGGGAUAGACAAGACACCAGGUUGCAGCUCACUUGAAAUCAAUGGCAUUGUACAUGAGUUUGUUGCGGGGGAGAAAACACAUUCUCAGAUGGGAGAAAUACGUGAACUGUUGGAGAUGAUUAACAAGCAGUUGGAUUAGUCGGGGUAAAAGUCAAAGCUGUUUCAAGGUGAUCAGACAUGAUAUGAUGGUGCACAAUUGCAAUCCUUGCCUCAUUUAAAGCCAUAAUUAUUUGUAAGAUAUGUUCACCUAGUCUUCCUCAAGGGUCUGUUUUUACUAUCAAUCGGAAGCUACAGACACUGAAAUUCGAGUCUCGCCAUCUUCAACAGAGGUUUUCUGAAAAGCAUACUGAGAGUGGUUUCUUCUCAAUGUAAUUUGAGAUCCCCUGCUACAAGCAUGUUUGGCAGCAGUAAACUCUAUAUCUAAAUUGCAAAUGAGUCAAGCUUAAGGUAGAUAUCGAAUUGGCAACUGUAUACAUUUUCGGUUCUUUGACCUAACAAGCAAUGGUAGGCAGCUUGGUAAAAUGUGACCAGUUGCUUAUGAA